Homarus americanus (American lobster) is the source of this 6630-nucleotide messenger RNA. It is a transcript of the gene Kap-alpha3, whose product is annotated as importin subunit alpha-4-like. The coding region runs from base 110 to 1681 and encodes 523 amino acids. The transcript has 11 exons. Gene Ontology annotation, molecular function: nuclear import signal receptor activity; protein binding. The record is from RefSeq and is a predicted model, not a curated record. Gene Ontology annotation, cellular component: nucleus; nucleoplasm; cytoplasm. Lineage: Eukaryota; Metazoa; Arthropoda; Malacostraca; Decapoda; Nephropidae. Gene Ontology annotation, biological process: NLS-bearing protein import into nucleus.
UCUCUUACAAAGGUGGUGUAGUUGCUGAGGUGUGACGUCACGCGGUGUCUGUCUUCCAGGACACCGGACGUGUUUUCGUUAACAAAUUAAUAUUGGAGACAUAAUUAAAAUGGAUAAACAACAAAAUGACCAAUUCAAGAACAGAAUGGGAGUAUUCAAGAACAAAGGAAAGGACCAAGAUGAGAUGAGAAGACGAAGAACGGAGGUCACAGUCGAACUAAGAAAAAACAAGAGAGAAGAAACAUUUUUAAAGCGACGUAAUGUACCAACAGUUGAUUCUACAGAUGAUGAAGAUGUUGAUAAACAACUCACCGCAGAUAACCUGGCAUUAAUUGUUGAAAAUGCAGCCAGUGAGGACCAGGCAGUUCAGCUUGCAGCAGUCCAGGCAGCCCGUAAACUUCUAUCAUCUGAUAGAAAUCCACCUAUAGAUGAUCUGAUCCAGUCUGGCAUCCUUCCCAUACUUGUCAAAUGUUUAGAGGGUACUGACAAUAUGUCUUCCCCGGACAGCCCAUCACUACAGUUUGAAGCAGCGUGGGCCCUGACAAACAUAGCAUCUGGUACAUCGAGGCAAACUCAGGCAGUGGUCCACGCUGGUGCUGUUCCUCUAUUCCUCAAGCUGCUACACUCGUCAAGCCAGAAUGUGUGUGAGCAAGCUGUUUGGGCACUAGGUAAUAUAAUUGGUGAUGGGCCUCAACUUAGAGAUUAUGUCAUCUCACUGGGUGUCGUCCAGCCACUGCUCAGCUUCAUCAACCCAGAGAUACCCAUUGGAUUUUUACGGAACGUGACGUGGGUUGUUGUUAAUCUAUGCCGAAACAAAGAACCACCACCUCCUCAACAAACUAUAAAAGAGAUUUUACCUGCUCUUAAUAUAUUGAUACACCACCAAGACACUUCUAUUCUGGUGGACACAGUUUGGGCACUGAGCUACCUGACUGAUGGGGGUAACAAUAAUAUUCAGUUGGUUAUAGACAGUGGUGUUGUGCCUAAGCUUAUACCACUUCUAUCUCAUAAAGAGGUUAAGGUCCAAACAGCAGCCUUGAGAGCCGUGGGUAAUAUUGUGACUGGCACUGAUGAUCAGACGCAAGUAGUCCUCAACUGUGGUGCACUGUUUCACUUCCCAGCUCUCCUCUCACACCAGAAGGAGAAAAUUAAUAAGGAAGCAGUUUGGUUCCUGAGUAACAUCACAGCAGGGAACAAGCAGCAGGUACAGGCAGUAAUUGAUGCUGGUCUCAUCCCCAUGAUAAUAACACAGCUAACGAAAGGAGAAUUUCAAACUCAGAAGGAGGCAGCAUGGGCCAUCAGUAACCUUACCAUCUCGGGUAGUAAACAGCAGGUUGCAUAUCUUGUAAGUGAAGGUGUAAUUCAUCCAUUCUGCAACUUAUUGACCUGUAAGGAUACCCAGGUCAUUCAGGUAGUGCUUGAUGGCAUUUCCAACAUCCUCAACCGAGCAGGAGAAGAUGUUGAAUUGGUGGCAAAUAUGAUAGAGGAAUGUGGUGGUCUAGAUAAGAUUGAAUUCCUCCAGAACCACGAAAAUGUAGAGAUAUACAAGUUGGCAUAUAGCAUUAUUGAGAGAUAUUUCUCAGAAGAUGAUGCGGAGGACCCCAGUUUAGUACCAGAGUCGACUGAGACAGAAUAUGCAUUCGACAAUAACAGUACUAGUGAGGGAGGAUUUCGCUUCUAGUGACUGUUGGCAACUAGGUUUAACUAAUUUCUCCUAUUUCAGUGAAUUAGUAAUUAUGAGUGGUAGGUGUUACCUAAAUAUAGUUGUAUUUUUUCAUAUUGAUAAUAGGAAAGCAUGAUACAGUAUAUUGCAUUGACACCUACAGCUCAUAAUGGCCGAUUUACACAUCAUCAUUAAAAUUGUUAUAUGAAUCUUCGCUGUUGAUAUUUCCAUACAGGUCCAUCUUUCUGAUAAGUAAGCAGAAUUAUAAACCUGGAUAAGUUUCCCAUAAUAUAUAAGUUAUAUAUAUAUAACUCUGAUGAAUCACUUGUGGGACUGAAGCUCAAAAAAUUGAGUAUUAUGAAAACUUAUCAAAGUGAAUAUUUGAUAUAUUAUAUAGUCAUGAACAUGUGCAUUUAAAAAUGAAAAGGAUAAAACUUGUUUGUAACUAGGAAAUCAUGUUAAAGGAAGUCAUUUAUAUACUAUUUUAAAAUAUAAAGUGAAUGUCUUCAGCAACUUGUCAGGAAAAACUAACAGUUGUUAAAUGGAAAAUCUGAAAAUUUUUACACGUCUUCAGAAAAGUCUUCAUAUUUGAACUUAAAGAUAAAAGGAAAUAAACUUACAGUGAUAUACGGGUUGAAUUAUUGAAAAAACUCAUCAUUAUUUAUGACACUGAAAAUUUACCUUCGUGAAGUGUAAAGAAAGAAUUCCAACAUAACGAACCAUUUCACGGACAAUAUUGUAAUACUAGAAGAAAUAUAUAUUUGUUGGUGUUGGUACAAAAGGUGAUGGUACCAGUAUCCCAAGCAUUAAUGGAGUGGGCAUAUUACAUAAGCCCAAUGUUCAAGUUGCCUUCAAGAAUUCUUGUCAACAAAAGUGAAUACCAAAGCUGGAUGCCAACUCUUGUCACUCCAAUGCUCAGUAAGAAUAACUUAAAUAUUGGUAAGAGUUUCAUCUUAUCAUGAAUUAUUUUACAUAAUCAUGUAAUGACAAAUUUUAGAUUAUUAUCAGGACAGUAAAAAAAGGAUACCGUUCAUAUUCAAACCCAACAAAUGGUUUUCCUCACACAGAUAAGUUUUCCUAUUAUGGAAGUUAAGAAAAGCACAUAUGUGCUGUACACAGUGAUUUAUGACCCCUCCCCCCCCCCCUUUUUUGUUUACUUUUGUGUUAUAUGUCUGUGUACAUUGGUUAUAAUUGUACUAAUUUUAUAAUGGUUAUUACCCAUUUUCCAGACCCUUUUGUAUGCCAUUUUUGAGUGCAACAUGAUGGCUGAUUUUUCAUAACUGAUCAGACAUCUUAAAUGCAUGAUCAAUACCAUAAGUUGGGUAGUUCGACAAACCCUUUCUUAGAAACUACAGAGGUUAUGAAUUCCAUCUUUUUUUUUCAUUUUCUGCUGUACCCCAAAGUUAUUCUUACCUUCUCUUUUUUUUUUUUUUUUUCCUUUCAAGUUUUAUUGAAUAUUGACAGUUGAACAUUUUCCAUUAAGCAAAUAUUUUCCUGUCUAAAUUGAGAUUCAUUAAAUUGUAAGUGGCACAAGCUCUUUUAAGUUGUUUGAAACGGUGUCUUAACUUCUACUUUUCUGUAGAGUUUGUUUGUACAAAGAGACGAGUUUGUUUAUUCCACUAUUUGAAUUGUAAUAUUAACAAUUUAGAUGAAGUGGCUGAGAAGCAAUCACAGAUCCAGUGUUAAUAAGACUCUAGCAGCUUAUGUAGAAGUUGGGAUUUGUUGUGUAAAGCAGCUUUGUGUCCACUGCAACAUACCUUUAGUGUCGUCCAAAGGCAUGGCUGAGAAAGGGAAUUACCUGCAGACUGAAGGUUAUCACUUUGCCUUUAUUUGAGACUUGCCUUCCCUUUUCUUGAACUGUCUGAUUACAGUUGUUUCCUUCAUGUUGCAAAUAAGAGAAGUCUUUAUUAUUCAAUUAAUUUUGAUGACUAUAUCCAUUGCAAUAUAGAAACACAAAGUGCAGAAUUAGGAAAUGGCUGCAGGAACUUACCAAUGAUAAGAAAGUUUAAUGUGAAAUGAACAUUGCAAGACUGAUGUCACAUUAUGUUGCAAGGCUGAUGCAACCCUGAGGCAGCAUGUCUUCUCUUACUUGCAGCAUCACUCUUGUUGUCAUAUAUGUUCCCUGGCAACACUUGGCACUUGAAACAGUAGGGAAACUCCCAACCACUUUUCAUUGACAUUUGUCCAGCUUAUGAGUAAAAUAUUUGUUUGUUUUUUAUUUAAAACUUGGGUGGGUGGCUCUACGUGUCAAAGGUGAGUGCUGUACUGUACACAAACACCUAAGAUAGACCUCAAUAUUGAUGUGUAAAAUUUAAUGCAUUUUAAAGUUGUAUUUUUAUUGUAUAUAGUACAGUAUAGUAUUAUUUGGCAUUGAUAAACGUAUAUAUAACGGAAACAGUGCCCAAGUGUGUGCCAGGAACCACUUUCCCCUCCUCUCCUGCCUUGAGCCAAGAAAAGGUUGGAAAUGCUCAUAUCGCACCCCCAUGGCUGUGUCUUACAUUUAUAUAUCAAGCUUGUUUUGCUGAAAAUGUCAUAGAUAAUAAUAAUGAGAAUUUAUUACCCUAUGUUAGGUUGUAAUGGUAUUGCUAAAGUUUUUGCAGGGCUUUCCAGCGUCUCAACCUUUUCUUUGUAUCAGAAGUAUUUUUUACCAGAAAAAGAGGUAUUACCAGAUGACAAAAUUUUAGGUUUUUUUUUUAUAUAUAAAUAUAUAUAAAUAUAUAUAUAUAUAUAUAUAUAUAUAUAUAUAUAUAUAUAUAUAUAUAUAUAUAUAUAUAUAUAUAUAUAUAUAUAUAUAUAUAUAUAUAUAUAUAUAUAUAUAUAUACAGUAUAUAUAUAAUUUCAUCAAGUCCAAAGACCACAAGAAGAAAUGCUGUUAAUCAGUGAUAGCUCAAGUAUUGCAGUGGUACCUUGUCUACUAAUGGCAGUACCUCUUAUACCAUAUGUCCUAUAUUAAUUUGUGAAAGGCUUCUGUAUCACAAGCUCAUCAAAUUAUUUUACAAUAGGGUAAUUCAUUAGUUUCAGUGAUUUUCAAGACGGGUCAGACAUUUUACAAUAUGUAGAUCUCAUGCAAAAUUAGUGAAACUGCUAGAAUACCCUAGUCACUGUUGGGGUUGUUUUGGGGAAGCUCAGUUAACCUUUUGAAGUUGUCUGUCAUAAACAAAUAUUUGCCAUGUUGACUGUGUCUGGUAAGAUUGAUUUCAUUCAAAUAUUUAUAUAUUGUUGAUUGGAGUACAGUAUUUGGGAACUGAUUUCAUAGCUUUAACAAGGAUUAGCUGUAUAUAAAUUAUCGUGGGACAUAUGGAAGCCUUUGUGCUGGUAAGGUUCAGUGACUAGGCAUUGCUCGAAUGUCAGAUCCCUUAAAACCUAAGAUGUAUUUAUAUGUGACUGAAAGCUAAGCUUGUUCUGCUACCAAAAUUAUUAUAAAUUUAUGUAUUAUGUAUUUGGUAACAUAUUUGUACAGCAGUUCUGAGUGAUUAUUUUUUAAGGUCAAAUACUGUAUGAGGAUUUUCAUAUUCCAUUAGGACACAAAUGAAGGUUUGAUCAUAUUUUGGGUAUUCAUUUACACUCAAAAAAAUAAAACUGCUUCCUCCUGUUGAAAUGAAAUCUGAAAAAAAAAGUUAACGCAACUUGGAUUUAUGUAAUUAUUUGAUAAUCAUGAUAUCCUGACAUAGCGAGCAUCUGCUUAAAACCGCUGUUCAUCUUCCCAAGCACUCACACACACACACAUACAUAUACAUACACAGUGGGGAUGUCUUUCCAUGGGUUUUGCAAGAACAUAUUCCUUAAUAUUUUCCAAUUGUAUGUCCAAGGGCCAAGUUGCCAAUUUUUUUCUCUCUCUCGGUGCUACAGGAUUUCAGGCUAAGCUUGGUAUUUAACCUCACUGAGGAAGUACAACAAAAUGACAUUGGGGUGUUAUUCCAAGGUACUCUGGAAUGGCCUCUAUUCACCAUCCAAUUUAUUAUAGUCUCACUGAAGGCUAUAAUGACUUAACUUCAAACUGUGAUUCACUUAAGCAUAUAUGAGCUUUACUUGCCUUGUUUAGCCUGUUCAUGUGCCUCAAAUGAAGUAUGUAUAGCAAAGAUGUGUGUUCUUGUAGGCCAAUGUGUUACACAUCCAAGAGUAGACUGGGAUGAAUCAUAUCUUGGGAAACAGUCAACCCUGGGGUAUGUAAUUUUUAUUGAAUAUGUGGUCUCUCACCCCACAAUGGGCACAUCAAUUUUAUAAUCACAAAGAUUGUAAAACUUUUACAUGUUACAAUAUCACUGUCCAUUUUAAACGUUAAAAAAGGGCAAUUUUUAUUUAGUUUUGAGGCAUAAUCACCACGAAAAAAUAUUAAUAUAAAAUUCCCUACCGCCUUUGUUGAUGCGAGAGACCACGUACGAAUUUCCAAGACUCCCCACAUUAGAGCCUCCAGGGUCAUGAUAUCAUAGAAUCAGGUCAGACAUGGCCAGUGUAUUCAGUUGACAACCCUUGAACUUUAUAUUGUAAUUCAUGUUUCUUAAUUUAAAUCGUUUCUAAUAUGUACUCUUGUAAAUCUGACAUACAGUACUGUAGAUUGUUCGCAUGCAGUAAACCAUUUUCUUUAUAAGAGGGAACUGAUACCUUGUAAAUUAAUUGGUCCUUUACUUUUGUAGACAUAGAAGCUUCUUUUUCACGGAGGCUUUUUAUUUAUUAUUUUUUAUUCUUUAUUUUUAUAGUUUUUUUUAACCCUUGUGUGUCAUUUUGGUAUGCAAAGGAAAUCAGCUGAUUCUUUGAUGACAUGUCGCCCAUGAUUCUAUCCAAAGCUCUCUGAGAAUUAAUUGCAAGCAGGUAAUAAUAUAUAAUGUCAAAGGAGUCUCUCAGAGGGCUUGUUGCUACUGCAGAGUGUCAUUAUCUGCCCCCUUCUUCUGUCCCUAGGGUGAAUGUAUUAUUAUGUGAACUUGAAGAUGACAAAAGUUAUCAUCACCCAAAUAAAUGAAGGAGAUCAA